UAUGGCUGCAAUCUUUCUUAUCUUAAUUAAUCUUUUAGAAUUAUUCGUAAUCAGGUCAACAGAAGUUGGAAAUUUGGUAAGAAACGCUCCAUCUUUUCAGAGUUCCAUCAAUUCUCCUCCAAACAAAGGACCACUUUGGCCGUAUAAAGCUGUUGAUGAUAUAAUUGCGCUUGGUAAUUUAAACGGGCAGUUUGAAUGCGCCUAUACUGGACAAGAUAGCUUGAACUAUGGCUGGUGGAUUGUUGAUUUAAAAAACACUUAUGAUAUAACUCGUAUAUGUUUAUUGAAUAGAGGCGAUAGCUAUUAUACUGAUUUGAAAAAUUUCAAAAUUAUUGCUACGAAUAGACCUGUUUCUGGAGAUGAGAAUAUUUGCAGUACAAUCGGAGGUCAGAGUGUUGACAAGGCGUUGGAUAUAAACGAUUACAAAUGUUUCACUUGUCCAUCCUCAACGGUUGGUUCAUUCGUCGAGAUUAGAAAGACGAAAGUGGACGAAUUUGUAGGAUCUUUGUGCGAUGUACGAAUCUACGGCCAAUUAAUUGGACCAAGAGCUAGUCAACUCCUCAAUAUCACUCAAUUCAAGACUUUUCCGCAUGACCUAGAUAUUGGCAAGCUGAACGAUUUCAAUUUGCAGUCUAUUUGGCUAAAAACUGGAUCUUUAUAUAGAUAUUUCCGUAUAGAUUUUGGUAAACAAAUCAAAAUCAAUGGAGUUUUUAUUGUUGGUUCGGCAACCGAUUAUUCUAAUAGAAAAUUUACAAACGUUUACGUUUCAAUAAGUAGCGUUCCAGAAACUAUAUUCUCUACGGGCGACAUCUAUCUGGCCAAUAACUACCGUUCAACGGCUUAUGUAGCCUAUGAAACUCAUAGACUUUUCGUAAAUGGUAUCAUAACUGGAAGAUAUCUGGUCAUCUCUCAAAACUCACCCGCAACGAGCACAUAUCAUCUCGAGAUUACGGAACUCUCUAUCUACGGCUAUUACGACAAUAUUUCAUUGGGAGGGAGAAUAGGUAAAGAACUACUGGUAGAAUCUAUUAAGGUUGACGGAAAUGACGUCACAUCUCAACUUACAAACGGUAUUUAUGAAGAACCAACAAGCGUUGAAUUAAAAACUAACGCUUACCUCGAAAUAACAAUUACAACCGCCUUAAUCGAUUCAUUUUGCAUGAACGCUGUCCAUCCGUCAACAACAAAAGAUUUAACAGUUGAAGUUGUAAACGCCUCCAAUGGAACAAUAGAAAUCUACAUGUUAAACGGUGGUUUUAAGGGAUUAGAGUGCGUUUGCGUCAAGAAUUUGAGUAUUAUUACAAACCUCAUUAAAGUUUCGGGAAAGGACGAUGAAAGUAUAACAGAGAUUGAUGUAUUCGGUAAAUGUAAGUAG
Molecule: messenger RNA, 1375 nt
Organism: Dimorphilus gyrociliatus
Lineage: Eukaryota; Metazoa; Annelida; Polychaeta; Dinophilidae
Source: the annotation of a GenBank genome assembly